AUGGCUCAAUUCAACGCCAAGACUAUAGAACCAUUCAAAAAGGGAGCAAAAUGGAAAACAUUCGAGGACCAAUUGGAGGCUUUUAUCAUCUUAAACGAUGUUACCGAAGUGAAAACGUCAGUAUUGCUGAUAACACAAUUUACUGCGGAGGUCUACGGAGUACUCAAGGCAGCGGUAACCCCUGCGAAACCUUUAACGAUGCUCUACGAGACCCUGAAGACAAAAUUGGAAGAGUUGUACGCACCCAAAGAUAACAUACAUUUCGCAAGGUUUACGUUCCGCGGAAGAAGGCAGAAGGAGGAUGAGUCUAUCGAUGAAUUUGUAAAAGCACUUCAAAUGUUAUCGCCAGAUUUGGAGUGGGAACAGUCGGUCCAGUUAGCAAAAACCGUCAAACUGGCCGACGCGAAAGCGGAGUCAUUGUUAUCACCGCAAACUUCAAAACAAGAGGCGACCGAGGCUCCAAGUGUGAACGCUAUAUGGCAUGUCAACAAGAGGCGACAACAGAGAGGCUACAACACACCGUGGCAUCGUGAAUGUGGAGCAAGCGGUUUCGGCCAAGGACGAGGAACGACGAGGGGAAGAGGAAAUCUCCAACAGCGGGCACCGAGCAGCAACGCGCAAGCAGCGUCGAACCCAGCAAGCGAAGAGUGUUACUAUCGUGGGAGAAAGAGACACCGAAGUUACCAGUGUAGCCUACGAAAUAAAUAUUUUAGCGAGUGUGGUAGACAAGGUUAUAUUCACAAGACGUGUGCGAGAAACAGAUAUCGACCACCUGCGGCAAACCAAAACUUUAUAGACAGCGAACAGAUGACUGCGGACGAAAUGUCAAACGAAGAACAGCGUUUCACGAGCGAUCAUUGUCCCGAGGUCGAGGAUGGUAUGGGUAUAUACAUGUACAUGAUGAAAGAGGAAGCAACAACGAACGAAAUAGGACCGCACCGCAUAUAG
Neodiprion fabricii is the source of this 948-nucleotide messenger RNA. RefSeq lists its product as uncharacterized. The transcript is spliced from 2 exons. The record is from RefSeq and is a predicted model, not a curated record. Bases 1 to 948 code for a protein of 315 amino acids. Lineage: Eukaryota; Metazoa; Arthropoda; Insecta; Hymenoptera; Diprionidae.